This is a messenger RNA of Actinia tenebrosa (Australian red waratah sea anemone), 2330 nucleotides long. RefSeq names its product EGF domain-specific O-linked N-acetylglucosamine transferase. Lineage: Eukaryota; Metazoa; Cnidaria; Anthozoa; Actiniaria; Actiniidae. Gene Ontology annotation, cellular component: endoplasmic reticulum lumen. Gene Ontology annotation, molecular function: protein O-acetylglucosaminyltransferase activity. The record is from RefSeq and is a predicted model, not a curated record.
AAUUUAACAUAAGUGGGAUAAAAAAUCUGCUCUUAUCUCGCGGAUAUCCUAUUAUUCAACGCAUUCUAAUUAUUAUCCAUGGCAUUAAUACAGGCAUCUUCAUGUACCUCAAAGUUAUUAGUCAUUACCAUCUUUUGUUUCUGGAUAAAUGAAUCUACUUCUGAUCAUGAAGACCUCAACUUCCCACCAGAACAUCUACCAUAUCAUCUAAGAUAUAAAAACGAAAGUUAUGGGGUAUCAGGAUUUCAGAAUGCUGGUGAAUUCUGCUAUGAUAAAGAAUCCUGUGCUAAAUUAGAUUCUAAGAGAAAACCUUGCUGGGGUUAUGAGGAUGACUGUAAAGAGGAAGAUAGAUAUAGCAAUCCAACUUGUACAACACAUCAUCCAGUAUGGGCCCAGACCAUAGAAGAUCAAAAGAACCUGUUCUUUGAGCAAGGUGACUUUGGCUAUGUUAAGAACAUCAAGAACCAAAUGUAUAAUCUCUGUAUCCCUAAAGAACCUAGUGACUCAUCACUGAGUUGCUCCAAAAACCUGUGUUUCUGCCGUGCUACAAACCUGUACAUAGAUUUUAGGAGACUGAAGCCUAAAGAUACCAAUGAUAGAUUCCGUGAAGAUGUCCUCAAACAGGGUGAAGUUGGUGGACACUGUGAAUUCAACAAGAAACUUCACCAUAGUCAAAAUGCACACAAAAGUGCUCUGCAAUCAUGGUAUGCAGAACUAGAACACUAUACAUCACUUCCAUUCAAACCUAUUGAAGAUGACAAGUGUGACAUCGUUAUUGAGAAACCAACUCUUCUAAUCAAACUAGAUGCAGGUGUCAGUAUGUACCACCAUUUUUGCGAUUUUAUCAACAUGUUUGCUUCACAGCAUGUGAAUGGCAGUUUCUCUACAGAUAUUAAUAUUGUUAUGUGGGAUACUAGUUCACUACCUUACCACGAUUUCUUUUCUGAUACUUGGAAAGCAUUCACUCGUCAUCCAAUCAUAAGACUUGACAAGUUUGACGGAAAAAGGGUUUGCUUCAAAGAUGCAGUAUUCUCUAUCUUACCAAGAAAGGUGUUUGGUUUAUACUUCAAUAUGCCAUUGGUACCUGGCUGCAUGGGAAGUGGAUUAUUUAAAACAUUUUCCCAUCAUGUUAUGCAUCGACUUGAUGUAAAACAUAUUGAGGAAGAGGAAAUCAGAAUUACUCUUUUGAUAAGAAACACAAAAUAUAGGAGAAUUCUCAAUGCAGAUGAGCUUUUUAGAGCCAUGGAGAGCGUACCUGUUUUUAAAGUAAAGAUGGUUGACUUCAAUCAUAAGAUGCCAUUUCUAGAACAGUUAAAAAUUACCCACAACACAGAUAUCUUCAUUGGUAUUCAUGGUUCUGGUCUCACUCACAUGCUUUUUCUUCCUGACUGGGCUGUUGUAUUUGAACUCUAUAAUACAGAAGACCCAGAAUGCUAUAGAGAUCUAGCAAACCUAAGGGGAAUGACGUAUAUGACAUGGGAAAACAAGGAUAAACUAUUUCAGGAAGAUGAGGGCCAUCACCCAACCAUGGGAGCCCACCCAAAAUUUACUAAUUAUGCAUUUAAUGUUGAUGAGUUUAUGAGAAUGAUCUACAAAGCAGCAGAGUUAGUGAGAGAAAAGAAAAAGAUCACCAAGAAAUCAGUAUAAGAUAGAACAUCUCUGUCCUAUAAUGUACUUGAAGAUGUAGUAUUAGAGAGUAAGGUAUCUUGUAGUAUGUAGGUAGGUGAAUUAUUUACAUUGUCUUCAGCGCUAAAAUCCAAUCCCAAGUCAAUCAUUUAUAAUUUUAUCGAAGAUCGACCAUCAAUCUCGAAAGUAGACAUUGAGUGGUUUUAAACAUUUGCAUUUGCAGCUGGGACUGCAUAGGGGGAGGCGGUAAUCUCCGUCAUUGCAUAACGUAUGUCGUGUUUUAUUGCUACUUUAAAACAUUUAAUAGACUAAAUCUCUAACAUUUUCCGUCGAUAUUUUAGAAUAACAGAUUAUUAAUUCGUUUUUACAGGCUCUUGAUACAAUCUUUGACGUUUUUAAUGAUUUUUAAAAUCAACAAAGGAUAUUUUAUUCAGCAAAAGCUUUUCAUAGAUGAUAAAUAUAGGCAAACUAAGGUAAACUAUGUAGUAGUGAUUUUAGAUUAUAGAAUAAAUGAUAUUCGGAGUUACGUAGUAUAACUGAUCAUGAUGGUGUAUCUUUGAUAACGUUUAUUUUUGAGGAAUGUCAUAACGAUACCUUAAACCCAAGAGAAUAUGAACUAAGAGAAGGAAUCCCCGUGCCCCAUCAUGUGCACACUUCGAGGCUAUUUUUAGAAGCUAUUCUAAAAAUAUCAUCCAAUGAUAUCA